AACCGGCAUAGCUCAGAUCCAGCAUCAUCAUGGCAAGUCAACGCAAAUUUUUUGUAGGAGGUAAUUGGAAAAUGAAUGGAACGAAGAGCAGCAUAGACGGAAUUGUAAAGUUUUUGAAUGAAAGCUGUGUUGAUGACAAAGUCGAGGUAGUUGUCGCGCCUCCAGCGAUUUACCUGGACUACACCAGACAAGCUGUAAACAAGAAAAUAGGAGUUGCAGCCCAGAAUUGUUACAAGGUAGCAUCAGGAGCCUUUACUGGAGAUAACAGUACAGCCAUGAUUAAAGAUGUUGGAUGUGAGUGGGUAAUUCUUGGACACUCUGAGAGACGUAAUGUGUUCGGUGAAUCUGAUGAGUUAGUAGGUGAGAAAGUAAAGCAUGCCCUUGAAGCUGGUUUGCAGGUUAUACCAUGUAUUGGUGAAAAAUUAGAAGAGAGAGAGGCAGGAAAAACUGAAGAAGUUGUUUACAGACAAAUGAAAGCGAUUAUAGGUAAUGUAACAGAUUGGAGCAGGGUAGUUAUAGCUUAUGAACCAGUGUGGGCAAUAGGUACUGGUAAAACAGCCACCCCGGAACAAGCCCAAGAGGUGCAUGACAAACUUAGAAAAUGGCUGUCAGCUAAUGUAACAGCCGAUGUAGCUAAUAGUGUUAGAAUUAUAUACGGAGGAUCUGUGAGUGCUGGUAAUUGUAAAGACCUUGGAACAAAGCCUGACAUUGAUGGUUUCUUAGUGGGCGGAGCCUCAUUGAAACCAGACUUUAUUACAAUUGUUAAAGCUAGGUCAUGAAUGAACAUUGCAAUGAAAUUGUAGACAUUUUAAAAUUUUAGUUUACACACAUAGUAGAAAAGAAGGCAAUCAACACCUUACACCUAUACAUCAGAUUCUAGGAAGUUUUGUAAACCAGUCUUGACAUGCAUGUAUGCCAUUGGUUUAUUUUAAAUUUGUUAUUCUGACGGCCAAUCAGAUUCUGUUGUUUUAGACUGGUUUACAAUUAACACUUUUGACAGUAGUCAGUGUGAUAUGUAAAAGAUCUUGUUGUAAAAAUUUCACAAAUAUAAAAAAUAAACGCCAACAUGAUAAUAUUUAAGAUAUAACAGUAAGGUGUUUUUGUUUAAUUUUUGGAUUUGUGUUUUAUGCUAGAAGAACAUUUAUCUGGGACUUCUCUAGAAUAGUGUGGUCAUUUAGACAAAAUCAGCAGUGAUAUCAAUAUGCUGAAUCUCAGUCAUCUCCCUGUGCUUCUGUUUUUAUUUCAAUAAAAACAUAUUUAUUCA
Ruditapes philippinarum (Manila clam) is the source of this 1264-nucleotide messenger RNA. RefSeq names its product triosephosphate isomerase-like. Gene Ontology annotation, molecular function: triose-phosphate isomerase activity. The coding region runs from base 30 to 779 and encodes 249 amino acids. Gene Ontology annotation, cellular component: cytosol. The transcript has 6 exons. Gene Ontology annotation, biological process: gluconeogenesis; glycerol catabolic process; glycolytic process. NCBI's taxonomy places the organism in Eukaryota, Metazoa, Mollusca, Bivalvia, Venerida, Veneridae. The record is from RefSeq and is a predicted model, not a curated record.